Xenopus laevis (African clawed frog) is the source of this 631-nucleotide messenger RNA. RefSeq names its product GTP cyclohydrolase I feedback regulator S homeolog (gene gchfr.S). Gene Ontology annotation, cellular component: nucleus; cytosol; cytoplasm. NCBI's taxonomy places the organism in Eukaryota, Metazoa, Chordata, Amphibia, Anura, Pipidae. The transcript has 3 exons. The coding region runs from base 106 to 360 and encodes 84 amino acids. The record is from RefSeq and is a predicted model, not a curated record. Gene Ontology annotation, molecular function: GTP cyclohydrolase binding.
AGGAAUGCUUGCUUAUUGGCUGGAUGCUAAAUGUCAGCUGCUUGGCUGUUAGCUGGCAGUUAGAGUGACAACAAGCAGGUGUAAGUCGUGCAGAGAGCAGCCAGGAUGCCUUAUGUUCUCAUCAGCACCCAGAUCCGUAUGGAGACCGGACCUACGAUUGUGGGAGAUGAAUUUUCCGAUAUACAGUUGAUGGCACAGCUCGAGGCAGAUAAGAGGACAGUGCUGGGAAAUAAUUUUUCAGAGUAUUAUGUGAAUGAACCUCCGCAUGUGACACUCAACAAGUUGGAAAAACUGGGUUACCGGGUCGUGAGCAUGACGGGUGUUGGCCAGACUUUGGUGUGGUGUCUGCACAAGGAAUAAGGAUUCUCAAUGAUUCUCACAGGCCGACCAAGAUCUGCUCACACAUCACCAAGAGCAUUUUCAACUUGCAGAUGCCUCUCCUGCACCCAGACUCCAAGACUUCAGCCGUGAUUACAGGCAACUCCAGAACCAAAUGCAAACGAUUAAUGGACAUCACCACUGCUGAGCAAUGCUGUGAUCUGACUCUAUUGUUAUAUACAGGUAUAGGAUCCCUUAUCCGGAAACCCGAUAUCCAGAAAGCUCCGAAUUACGGAGUGGCUGUCUCCCAUAG